Linum tenue is the source of this 390-nucleotide messenger RNA. The record is from the annotation of a GenBank genome assembly. Lineage: Eukaryota; Viridiplantae; Streptophyta; Magnoliopsida; Malpighiales; Linaceae.
UGUGGAGAAUAUGGGAAAAGGGGAAUCAAGGGAGGGGGAUUUCAAAAGGAGAAUAAAAAUCUCUAUCUCUUUGUGUCGAUUUCAGCCUUGGGAAGGAACCCAGAUCGGGAAUUGAGACGAGAUUUUGUGGGGAGGUAAGAAGGGCAGUAUAUGAGAGGAAGAAUCCAGGAAAAAAAUAGAGUCUUUGAUUUGGGUGGUUUUACAGUGGAAUCUUUUAUUGUGGAGGAAGAAUUGAGAUGUGGGUUCUCGAUUUCUGUGUGUGGCGGAGAUGAGAUUGAAGAAGAAAGGUCGGAAGGUUGGGAAGAAGGCGAGGAGAGGAAAGGAAGGCAGAGGUUAAUGGCAAGUGGGAAUCGAUGGCGGUUCGACGAUGAAGGAAGGAGAAGGGUCCUG